AUGGAGUCAACCGAAAGCAGUUUCGUUAUUGUAUCUCCGGAGAACAGUCUCUUCAUUGGAUCUCCUGAGAGAAGUUUUGUUAUUGAGUCUACCGAGAGCAGUCUUGUCAUUAUCCAUGACUACUUUGACCGACCACCCCCCUUAACACCUGGGGAGUACUGUGGCAGCCGUGAGUGGGAGAUACUCAACUCAUCCAGCAAGGGUGCAACAACAAGUCAGCUAGUCGAUGCGCUCGACAUCGUCACGGACAUCCUCGACAAGAAAAAUAUCCCUUACGCCGUCAUGGGAGGUUUCUCUCUCCAACUUCGGGGAAUGCAGGGUGUUCGUCAGAAUGUUGACUUGGCAGUCCCAUUAUCCAUCCUCAACACUGACGCGAGCGCAUGGCUCACCAUCUUCAAAGACGAGCUAAGGAUCCUUCGGCCCUCGGUGUUUCUCUCAGGAGUCAAAGAUACGACACACAAGACCAUCUUUGUGCAGGUCGGUGAUCCCGAUAGCGACGACAACACCACGCAUUGGGUACGAGUCGAUCUGCGGUUUUUCGGCCAUGAGCACUCAUCCGACACGAACCUUGGCCAAAGCCUCCUCCCAGUACUCGAGGAGUUCGAGAAUGAAAGGGAUCUCGUUUCCUCGCCCCUCUCACUCGAGAAGCAGUACCACUGCCUGAACGUUGGAUAUGUUCUUCAUGACAAGCUUUGCAUGAUCAGGAGAUCUUCCACCGAGCGAGACAUUGCCGAUGUGACAUACAUCCUCUCUGGACACCUGGUAGAAGUGGGCGAUGUUAGCUGGAUCGACAUGAAGCUCCGAACGAACUUCUUGGGCUGUUAUGAUGCCUUGUCGCCGAAUGACCUCAUGACGGAUUACUUUGCAAGGGCAUUGUCGUUGGAGGGGGAUUACCUUUGGGAUAGGUGGACCACCAUACAGAAGAGCGAGGGGAGCAAGCCGGUGCCUGAGAACAAGGAAUGGUUUUGGACAAGGUUCUUCCGUCGAUGGUCAACACCGUCGAAGUCUUCGUCCCAAAAGGUAGCGUCCUAA
Molecule: messenger RNA, 1032 nt
Organism: Neurospora tetraspora
Lineage: Eukaryota; Fungi; Ascomycota; Sordariomycetes; Sordariales; Sordariaceae
Exons: 2
Coding region: 1-1032 (343 amino acids)
Source: RefSeq, a predicted model, not a curated record